AUGAGUUAAUCAAAAUUAAACAAUUCAACCCAAAAGUACGCUGUCAUCACAGGUGCAUCGUCCGGUAUAGGAUACGAACUUGCCAAAGAGUUUACUAAGAAAGAUUACAAGGUCUUUGGUGCUUCUCCGCAAUCAGUCUUACAUUUGCAAGACCUCCUUGUUGCUGAAUAUGGAGUUAUUUCCAUCCCUUGUGAUAUUACUAAUGUCGAUGAUUUAAAGAAAUUAAAAAACGUUGUUUUUGAAGAAACCGGUGGCCACUUAGACAUCUUGUACAACAAUGCAGAAAUUGUCCUUGGUGACCCCGCAACUUCCAUGGAUGAAGCAAAGGUGGAUAAGAUUUUCAAGUGAAUGUAAUUGGUCACAUCAAUGUUACAAAGCAACUUGCUCCAUAUGUCAUCAACCAAGGGAUCUAUAGUAUUCACUAGCUCCGUCGCAGCAAGAGUGCCUCCCGCUUGGAUUAGUUUCCAUUGUGCUACUAAAGCAGCCAUCGAUUCAUACGCACAAACAUUAUAUGGAGAAAUGGAACCUUUUGGAGUUAAAGUUCAUAGUGUAAUCACGGGAGGAGUGAAUACCCGAAUUGGUGAUGGAGAUAGCAUCGAUGAAGGUGAAAAUCAGUUUGAGAACUCCUUGUAUUAUGUUGAUGGUUGUCAUGUAAGUGGCCUCGCGGCAAAGGAUAUGGCUACGCAUGGAAUUAGUCCUGAACUGUACGCCAAGGAUUUGCUUCCAAGGGUGUUGAAUAAACUGACUAGAUUCAACUUGUAUGGUGGAAGGUGGUCCUAUGCUUUACGUUUGAUGGGCAGGUUCUAUUCAUUAUGGCUUUUAGAAUUCCUUAUGCGGUUGCUUUUUAAACAAGAUAGGGUUUUCAGAAAUAUUAAGAAGUUAAGGAAGUAA
Messenger RNA from Lodderomyces orthopsilosis Co 90-125, 891 nucleotides. Lineage: Eukaryota; Fungi; Ascomycota; Pichiomycetes; Serinales; Debaryomycetaceae. The record is from the annotation of a RefSeq genome assembly.